AGGCAACCAAAUGAAACUGAAGCUGGUCAAUAUUCAAAAAGCUAAAAUCUCGACAGCUGCAUUCAUAAAAGCCUUCUGCCAUCACAAAGUCAUUGGGCUGGAUGCUACUGCAGUGCACACGGACCUCCCCGUUCCAGACAUCCUCAGGGGACUCUGCAGCAAUGGCUGGAUCCAGCAGAACCUGCGGUGUCUCCUGUUGGACGCGACAAGCAUCCCUCAGGACUCAAGAUUACUGUUCUUUGGUCAGCUCAACGGUCUUCGCAUUUUAAGUGUUUUCAAUGUUUGUUUUCAUAGUGAAGACCUGGCUAAUGUUACUCAGUUACCAAAACUGGAAAGCUUGGAUAUCUCCAAUACUAUGGUCACUAACAUCUCUGCACUCCUUACCUGUAAGGAUCGACUCAAAUCUCUCACGAUGCACUAUAUGAAGUGUCUGACCAUGACCAAACCACAGAUUCUCGCCGUUAUUAGAGAACUUAAAUGUCUGCUUCACCUUGAUAUUUCUCAUCACAGGCAACUCAAAUCAGAUCUGGCUUUUCAUUUGCUGCAGCAAAAGGAUAUUCUGCCUAAUGUUAUGUCACUAGAUAUAUCGGGGGGCAGUUGCAUCACCGAUGGAGCUGUAGAACUGUUUAUACGGCAGCGGCCUGCGAUGCAGUUUGUGGGAUUGUUGGCUACGGAUGCUGGUUAUUCUGACUUCUUUACUGCAAAGCAAGGCUUGAGGGUUGCUGGAGAAGCCAAUAUGAGUCAGAUUUCAGAAGCACUGAGUCGAUACAGGAAUAGGUCAUGUUUUAUGAAGGAAGCCCUGUACAGGCUAUUCACAGAGACGUUUUCAAUGCAGGUAACCAUGCCUGCUAUUUUAAAGCUCGUGGCUGUAGGAAUGAGGAAUCACCCGUUGGAUUUGCCAGUGCAGGUCACAGCCAGUGCUUGCGUCCUCAACCUAACACGCCAGGGCCUGGCCAGGGGGAUGCCUGUUCGUCUGUUGUCAGAGGUCACCGGUCUGCUUUUCAAGGCUCUGAAAAUUUUCCCCCAUAACCAGCAGUUACAGAAGAAUUGUCUUCUCUCCUUAACCAAUUCCAGGAUUCUUAUGGAUGUUCCAUUUGACAGGUUUGAUGCUGCCAAGUUUGUUAUGAGAUGGCUGUGUGAGCAUGAGAACCCCAGGAUGCAAAAAAUGGCCGUGAGCAUCAUCUCUAUUCUAGCCCUGCAGCUUUCAUCUGAGCAUUAUGCACAGCUUAAGGACGAGCUCUUCAUGGCAGUUAAAGAACUUCUAGCAAUAGUAAAACAAAAGACUACUGAAAAUUUAGAUGACGUCACCCUCUUGUUUACUUUGAAAGCACUUUGGAAUCUUACAGAUGAGUCUCCAGCUGCCUGCAAUCACUUUAUAGAAAAUCAAGGAUUGUUGAUCUUCAUCCAAGUCUUGGAGACUUUUUCAGAGUCAGCAAUACAAAGCAAAGUGCUUGGUCUUUGGAAUAACAUAGCUGAAGUUCGAGAACUCUCUUCUAAGCUGGUGACUGAAGAUGUGGUGAAACACACUAGCAGCUUGCUCCAUAGCAAAGAGAUAGAAGUCAGCUAUUUUGCUGCAGGCAUCAUAGCCCACCUGACAUCUGACAAACAGCUCUGGAUGUCCCAUGACCUACAGAGAAGUGCUCUUCUCCGGGACUUGUAUGAAACCAUCCAGAAUUGGCCAAGUUCAAGUUGUAAGAUGACAGCGUUGGUGACCUACAGAUCCUUCAAGGCAUUUUUCCCACUUCUUCGCAACUUCUCUCAACCAGCAGUUCAGCUUUGGGCACUAUGGGCAAUGUAUCAUGUCUGCAGUAAAAACCCCAGCAAAUACUGCAGAAUGUUAGUCGAAGAAGAAGGAUUACAGCUUUUGUGCGACAUCCAGGAACACGGUGAGGCAGAUCCCCAAGCACAGAAGAUUGCAGCCUCCAUUCUGGAUGACUUCAGAAUGCAUUUCAUGAACUAUCAGAGACCCUCUCUGUGUUGAAUGCCUGCUCAGCCCUGGGGUCUGUUCCUUGGUGUCAGCCCUUCUGCCUUGUCACAUGCUGUUCAGUAUUGAAACAAGUUGUCAUUGGAGUUUCUGA
Messenger RNA from Suricata suricatta (meerkat), 2078 nucleotides. RefSeq names its product zyg-11 family member A, cell cycle regulator (gene ZYG11A). Gene Ontology annotation, cellular component: Cul2-RING ubiquitin ligase complex. NCBI's taxonomy places the organism in Eukaryota, Metazoa, Chordata, Mammalia, Carnivora, Herpestidae. The coding region runs from base 11 to 1981 and encodes 656 amino acids. The record is from RefSeq and is a predicted model, not a curated record. The transcript is spliced from 12 exons.